AUGACGGCCCGCCUGAUGCUGGCCGUGGGAGGAGCAGUGCUGGGCUCCCUCCAGUUCGGCUACAACACCGGCGUCAUCAACGCCCCGCAGAAGGUGAUCGAGGAUUUCUACAACCGCACGUGGCUGUACCGAUACGAGGAGCCCAUCAGCCCCGGCACCCUCACCACGCUCUGGUCCCUCUCCGUCGCCAUCUUCUCCGUCGGGGGCAUGAUCGGCUCCUUCUCCGUGGGGCUCUUCGUCAAUCGCUUUGGGAGACGCAACUCCAUGCUGAUGUCCAACAUCCUGGCCUUCGUGUCGGCCGUGCUCAUGGGCUUCUCCAAGAUGGCUUGGUCCUUCGAGAUGCUCAUCCUCGGCCGCUUCAUCAUCGGCCUCUACUCCGGCCUCACCACCGGUUUUGUGCCCAUGUACGUGGGUGAGGUGUCCCCCACCGCGCUCCGGGGGGCCCUGGGGACCUUCCACCAGCUGGGCAUUGUCCUGGGCAUCCUCAUUGCUCAGGUGUUCGGUUUGGACCUGAUCAUGGGAAAUGACUCGCUGUGGCCGCUGCUGCUGGGCUUCAUCUUCGUGCCUGCCCUGCUGCAGUGCAUCAUCCUGCCCUUCGCCCCCGAGAGCCCCCGGUUCCUCCUCAUCAACCGCAACGAGGAGAACAAGGCCAAGAGUGUCCUCAAGAAGCUGCGGGGCACGACGGACGUGAGCAGUGACCUGCAGGAGAUGAAGGAGGAGAGCCGGCAGAUGAUGAGGGAGAAGAAGGUGACCAUCAUGGAGCUGUUCCGCUCGCCCAUGUACCGCCAGCCCAUCCUCAUUGCCAUCGUCCUGCAGCUCUCCCAGCAGCUCUCGGGCAUCAAUGCGGUUUUCUACUACUCCACCAGCAUCUUCGAGAAGUCGGGGGUGGAGCAGCCCGUCUACGCCACCAUCGGCUCCGGCGUGGUGAACACGGCCUUCACGGUGGUCUCGCUGUUCGUGGUGGAGCGGGCCGGGCGCAGGACCCUGCACCUCAUCGGCCUGGCGGGGAUGGCGGGGUGUGCCGUGCUCAUGACCAUCGCCCUCACGCUGCUGGACCAAAUGCCCUGGAUGUCCUACCUCAGCAUCGUGGCCAUCUUCGGGUUCGUGGCCUUCUUUGAGAUCGGUCCUGGCCCCAUCCCGUGGUUCAUCGUGGCCGAGCUGUUCAGCCAAGGCCCCCGUCCCGCGGCCUUCGCGGUGGCUGGGCUCUCCAACUGGACCUCCAACUUCAUCGUGGGGAUGGGCUUCCAGUACAUCGCGCAACUCUGCGGCUCCUACGUCUUCAUCAUCUUCACGGUGCUGCUCGUGCUCUUCUUCAUCUUCACCUACUUCAAGGUGCCGGAGACGAAGGGCCGGACCUUCGACGAGAUCGCCUCGGGCUUCCGGCAGGGCGGGGGCGGCCAGAGCGACAAGACCCCGGACGAGUUCCACAGCCUGGGCGCCGACUCGCAGUGAAGCACCAGCGGCGACAACAUCCCACCAUCCCCCCUCCAUCACCACCCCCAUCCCGGGACUCACCAAAUUCCAGCACCGCAUGGAUUCAGCCGUUUCCUGCUCUGUGUAUAGACUGGAAGAUAUUUAUAUUAUAUAUAUUUUUGUUCAAUGGUUGUUAAUAGUAGAAUUUUAAGUUAUAGCGUUUCUGAUUUGACAAGCCAAGUACUGUAAAUAUUCUCAUAUAUUCACACUGUAUAAUGUAUACAAAAGGUACAGAAAAAGGUUAUAGUUUCUAUAGCGACUAAGAGGAAAAAAAAAAAAAGCUUGUACAUGGUUAGGAUGACUUUUUUUUGUAUAGUUCUGCACUGUAGUUGUACCUAUUGCACUGAAUUUCAGGCUGUAGUAUAUUAAACAAAAAAACCAAACAAAAACGAAAACACACGUGAGAAAUACUGUCCUUUUCAAACAAAAUUGAGAAUACACACAGAAAAAGAAAAAGAGCAUUUCCCUGAGUGCAGCUGGUGUGGGAGAGCUCCUGGCACAUUCCCAAAGCCACAGAGAAGGUUUUUUUGGUUUUUUUUCUUUUUUUAAUAGUAUUUUAUUUUUCCUUUUUUUUUUUAUUUAUUUGCCUGCUUUGGAAGUGAUGACACUUGACCACAUCUGGAGGAAAAUAAAGGUUGGGGUUUGGGGGGGUGGGGGGGAGAAAUAAAAGUCUCUAGAAAACCCCACCCCUUGCUCAGCUGGUCCCCACGGGCCCUCCAUGUAGGAGUGUGGGUUUUUUUUAAACAAAUCCCUACAGUGAAGUGCCAAGAGGAAGGUGUGUGGUGUGAACAAUAAAGGAGAAUGUUUGCAGCGACCCA
Molecule: messenger RNA, 2291 nt
Organism: Neopelma chrysocephalum (saffron-crested tyrant-manakin)
Lineage: Eukaryota; Metazoa; Chordata; Aves; Passeriformes; Pipridae
Gene: SLC2A1
Product: solute carrier family 2 member 1
Exons: 10
Coding region: 1-1452 (483 amino acids)
Biological process (GO): D-glucose transmembrane transport; response to insulin
Cellular component (GO): apical plasma membrane; basolateral plasma membrane
Source: RefSeq, a predicted model, not a curated record